GUUUUCUGGAGGCAUGUAGGUGUGUCCCUAGCUGUAUAAAUAAGCAUCAAUUUUCAGUACUUUGAAAGAGACGGAAAUCACCGUGGGUUUUGUAUUUGGAUACAUUCAAAAGCCAGCAAAAGGUUGGCAGAAGCUUGGACUAACAGCAGGAGCUCACCCCACUCCCUGGAUUUGAACCUCCGACCUUUCAGUCAGCUUCCAGAGAACUAGGAACCAUGAGAUUUGGACAUUUCGCUUUUCUUUGCACCUUCAUUAUAUUCUCUCAGUUGCUGCACGUCGACUGUGAAAGACAGAAGGAGAGAAAAAUGGAAAGGUUGAACAGUGAAAAAGGUCAAAGGCCACAAGCUGGAUCCAAUAACCAGAGAACAAGAGGUUCUCCUAAAGGCAAGUUUACCACCAAAGAUAAAGCUAUGUGUACAUGGACAUUACAUGAAGCGGAAAUGGCUACCUUGAAUAUUAAUUGCAAAAAAGAGGAAAACACCUUCUCUUGCAAAUUUUCCGGCAAGCCUUCCACCUGUCCUCAAUAUGCAGAAAACAAGAAGAUGUUUUGGAAACAAAUCACAAGGUCUCUGAAGAAAAAGCAAAACAUUUGUGGAGACCCCAAAGGUAUCCUAAAAUCCAAAGUCUGCAGCAAAGGUCCUCCAGCUGCUCACCUUCGACUGGUAACCCAAGCUUCAUUAAAACCCAAACAAGAGAAGCCUUCGGUACAAGUAACUUCUAUUCCAACUGGAAACCAACCAGGGGAGUCCUCCAGCGAUUGUGUUGAAGAUGUUGAUUAUAUUGAUCAGCGAAAGGUGGCUGAAGAAUACUGUUCAGAGUCAUGGCUCUCCCUUUGCAAUUUUUUCAUUUCAAUGAUGCAGGAUAAAAAGUGCAAAUAGAAAUGUAACAGCGUUAACACUACAAUACAGUACAAAGAUACAUAUAUUAAUAUAUCUGGUCAAGAAACAGUAUUUCUCAAAGAUUAAUCUGAUGAGAGAGUAGGGAGUAAUUUCCCUCUAAUGCCCAAAAUGGACUCUAGACAAAUCCCAUAAUUGUAACCACUAAUCCUAUCCAUAUACCUACUGCCUUCAUGUAACAUUGGGGGAAGGAAUUAGAGGGCAAAUCUGACUACUGACCUCAUCAGACGGAACUGAAUUCGGCGGCAUACACUGGUUCCUCUCCAGUUUAGCCAUGGAGCCCAGCUCCCAUCUCACAAUGUACAGCUACUUCCAGUGGGGCUUCAUGGCUAAACUAAAGUGCAACCGUGGUGGUGGCAACAUGAGAGGCUUUUACCUGUGGGAUGGAUUAAGUGUAAAUUGAGCGAUGCAGGGUGUGGGGUGACAAAUUCUCCCCACCUCCUGCUGGACACCACUGGAUUUGCCAUGAUCAGUGGCAAUUCUGGCAACUAAUGUUCAUUAGUGGCUGCCACUUGCUGACAUGAAGUCACUUUUUUCAGCAUAUUAUUCAAAUGUUACCUUCAGAUGUUACAAAACUCUGUAAAUAUGCACACUGAAUACUCUAAAAUGUUUCCCCUUUUUCUCCUGAAUCCACAUGUUUCUAACCAAAGUUAUGGCCUCAGUGCUAUGUACAUUUUCAUACUUUUUAUUUUAAAAUUGUUUUACAUAAAUAAAAAUAUUUGUCUUUUAAAA
Messenger RNA from Anolis carolinensis (green anole), 1628 nucleotides. RefSeq names its product fibroblast growth factor binding protein 1 (gene fgfbp1). The coding region runs from base 216 to 878 and encodes 220 amino acids. Gene Ontology annotation, biological process: cell-cell signaling. The record is from RefSeq and is a predicted model, not a curated record. Gene Ontology annotation, molecular function: growth factor binding. The transcript has 3 exons. NCBI's taxonomy places the organism in Eukaryota, Metazoa, Chordata, Lepidosauria, Squamata, Anolidae.